Messenger RNA from Orussus abietinus, 1050 nucleotides. RefSeq lists its product as uncharacterized. Lineage: Eukaryota; Metazoa; Arthropoda; Insecta; Hymenoptera; Orussidae. The record is from RefSeq and is a predicted model, not a curated record. The coding region runs from base 124 to 747 and encodes 207 amino acids. The transcript is spliced from 2 exons.
GCCCGACCCGGCACGCCCGACCCGGCUCAGUGGCUGGCCGGCCCUCGGGGAGCCUCCGAGGCGCCGAGGCGACGUCCUCCGCACCCCGUCCUAGGCAACCAGACCCAUGCGAGCGGCCUCCACAUGGCCCUUCUAGAGGAGUCCACCCAGGUCGAGACCUCUACGGACCCUUCGGAGUGGAACGGUACCACGUUAUCCUCGCCGGAAGCGCAACCCCUCGACGUGACGCCCGAAGAGCUGCUCAUCGUCCUCUUCGUGCUGGUGCUCUGGGUGGCGGCCAUCGCCCUCUUCAUCAACCGCUGGGGCAAGAUCCGGAUGCUCGAGCCGUACCAGCCGAAGUUCCAGCAACAGCAGCAGCAUCAACACCGGGCAGCGAGUGGGUCCCUCGCCCUUGCUCCGACCCCGGUCCAGGUGGCGCCACCGAGUGUGCCCUCCGGACUGCUGCGACCUCCAGGGUCGUCUCAUCAACCUCGGAGGAGUAGUGCUGUACCCUGGUCGGAACUGAACUCCAGUGCUCCGCUGUUGGAAGCCAGCCCAAGACGCGCCAGGAGCGCCUUCGACCUUCAAGUGCUCACCGAGGCGUGCGUCGACCUGGACGAGGGGCCUCCACUGCUGCAACUCGCAGCGUGCGGAGACCCUGUCAAGAAGCCUUCCGGGAGGCCUCCGAACCGCCGGAGAUGCCGCUCCGGGGAGAGGACAUCGGAGAGACCCAAUCCUCGGCGACGAGAACGCGUGUCUCGCGUGUAACGCGCAUCAGUCGCGGUCGCGACCAAGCCAGGGGGGUGACAUUGCCAUGUAUUGGGGUGUAACGCUUAUGCACUACCGCCAUCUUCGGUUGGAGUAAACCUUUCUCGCGAACUAAAUUAUUCGACGGGCUAUUCAAAUUCAUUUAUUAAACGAAGGAAUAUUUCCGGGAUUUAAAAUGUACUUGGGGGUGACAUUGCCAUGUAUUGGGGUGUAACGCUUUAUGCACUACCGCCAUCUUCGGUUGGAGUAAACCUUUUUCGCGAACUAAAUUAUUCGGUGGGCUGUUGAAAUUCAUUUAUUAAA